CUAUUCUUUGACUUGGCAAUUUCCACCUUUAAAAGGACGGGCAAUUAAUCCCACGCUACUCACGGAUAGCAUGGAUUGAUUAAAGUAAAAAAAUUAAUUAAUUACGCUGUCACACGUUAAAUUAACAUGGGUAAAACAUCAAAAGAUAAACGGGAUAUUUAUUACCGUCAAGCAAAGGAAGAGGGCUGGCGUGCACGAAGUGCUUUUAAACUGUUGCACAUUCAUGACGCCUAUGGAAUACUAAAUGGUGUGCGUCGCGCUGUCGAUUUGUGUGCAGCUCCUGGAAGCUGGUCGCAGGUACUAUCUCGCAAGCUGUACGAUACGUGCCAAAACGAUGCAGAAAAGUCGGCAACCAAAAUCAUUGCAGUGGAUUUACAGGCCAUGGCACCUAUACGAGGUGUUCUCCAAUUGCAAGGGGACAUUACAAAAGAGAGCACAGCCGAAGCUAUAAUAAGUCAUUUUAGUGCUGAUGGCGAAGAAAAGGCGCAGCUCGUCGUUUGUGACGGCGCUCCGGACGUUACAGGUGUGCAUGAAAUGGACGAGUACAUGCAACACCAACUUCUGGUAUCUGCACUAAGUAUCGCCACUGUGGUACUUGAAUCCGGGGGGUCAUUCGUGGCUAAAAUAUUUCAAGGCAAUGCCACCGGUCUGCUUAGCACACAGAUGAAAAUAUUUUUUAAUAAGUUUGAUAUCUACAAGCCUCCAAGUUCGCGUUCAUCGAGCAUUGAAUCGUUUGUGGUUUGUUCUGAUUUCUGUUUGCCUCCUGGCUAUAUUCCACAAGUCAUUAACACGGCACGAGAUGAUAUACGCGUGCUUGCACAAAAAACAGGGUCCGAUGUGAACCGGCGCCUUGUGCCAUUUAUCGCUUGUGGUGACUUAGAUGGUCCUAAUAACCACUCUGAGGACGAGUCGGAUGCUUCGGGCGAACUUCAGGACGAUAUUAAAUAUGACUAUGACGGUAUUAUGAGCGACGAAAUUUACCCACAGGAAUUUAAGGGAUCAUAUGAAGAACUGAAAAUCAAUCAUACGUCUCGUCAAUAAAUAUAAGGUCUCGGAAUUGAUCUUGUUACUCCAAGUCUCAAAAUUA
Messenger RNA from Drosophila persimilis, 1087 nucleotides. RefSeq names its product putative tRNA (cytidine(32)/guanosine(34)-2'-O)-methyltransferase 1 (gene Trm7-32). Gene Ontology annotation, cellular component: cytoplasm. Gene Ontology annotation, molecular function: tRNA methyltransferase activity. Lineage: Eukaryota; Metazoa; Arthropoda; Insecta; Diptera; Drosophilidae. Bases 127 to 1041 code for a protein of 304 amino acids. The transcript is spliced from 3 exons. The record is from RefSeq and is a predicted model, not a curated record. Gene Ontology annotation, biological process: tRNA methylation; cytoplasmic translation.